Gasterosteus aculeatus aculeatus (three-spined stickleback) is the source of this 2699-nucleotide messenger RNA. Its product is annotated as WASH complex subunit 1-like. Gene Ontology annotation, molecular function: gamma-tubulin binding; alpha-tubulin binding; actin binding. Lineage: Eukaryota; Metazoa; Chordata; Actinopteri; Perciformes; Gasterosteidae. The record is from RefSeq and is a predicted model, not a curated record. Gene Ontology annotation, biological process: endocytic recycling; Arp2/3 complex-mediated actin nucleation; exocytosis. Gene Ontology annotation, cellular component: early endosome; WASH complex; recycling endosome.
UCAUAACGCACUUGCAAUGAGAGAGCGAGAGAGCAAGCACGCGCCCUACAGGCCGUUCACGGAAGUUCCACAUCCGAGCCAUAUUCCUGGUUGAAGGCUACUGCACAUAACAUCGGACUAUUUGUAAUUACUGCUCCACGCCAUCCUUAUGCACAAAUGAUCGUCCACGUAUAACGAGGGAGAGCGAGCGAGGGAGAGACAGUGAGACAGUUUUAAGACUAAAGUGUUGUUAGAAGAAAGAUAUGCAUUGAUUAAUACAUAAGAGGAGGCAUAUGUGGAACUAAAAAAAAUAAACGUAUUAUUUAAUAAGUUAAAAGAGAUGUCAUCAUUCUGCCAUACCACGUUUUGGAUGCACGCUAUUUGAAACCACAUUAUAUCGUGUACCAUGGCAAUAACUUGUCUCUUGUUUAACACAGAAACCCUUUCAAAAGCAAGUGCGUUUUAACUGCCGGCGAUUUAUCUCAAUCUAAAAACCCAAUUAUAUUCACAUAUUUAUAUAAAUCAGAUAGGCCUCCCAUAAACAUUAUCCAAUAACUCACAUCAUUAUUAUUAUUCACGUGUUUCGAGUAAGAAAUGACUGAUUGAGCGUGAAGGCAACACGCCAUCCUCAUUGCGGUCACGUGCCACAUAUAUGCGGAAGUAGAGAACCGUUGCUUCGCUGUCUGUUUGCUAAUCAUUUGGGGUCGGAUGCUAGCACGGAUCGCCUUGCUGACGUUGAUUCUUUCUGCAGCCGUCAACCAGUAAACCAGACCCAUGGUUAUGAUGAGCCAGAAGCAGUGCCUGGAGGGACAGGUUUACUCUGUGCCUCUCAUCCAGUCGGACCUGAGGAGAGAGGAGGCUGUCCAUCAGAUAGCGGAUGCAUUACUCUACCUGGAGACCAUUUCUACGGAUAUUUUCAGAAGGGUGUCCGACAGUGUGGAGAAGAACCGGCGCCAGCUGCAGAGUGUUACUGACAGGAUCAGACUGGCUCAGGCCCGCGUCGACAAGAUCAAAGGCAGUAAGAAGGCCACCAAGGUUUUCUCCAGCGCAAAGUACCCGGCUCCAGAUCGCCUUCGGGAUUACUCGUCUAUUUUUAUUGAGGCUACAGACCCCUCCUCACAAACUCGCCCCCGACAUAGGAUACAGAAUAAACUUCAACCCUUUGAUGAGACGGCUUUGCAGGAGAAAUUGAUGUAUUUCCCAGUGUGUGUGAGCAAAAAGAAGAAGUCUGAGGAUGAGACAGAGGAGGGACUUGGCAGUCUGCCACGCAACAUUUCGUCUGUCAGCUCACUGUUGCUCUUUAAUACUACAGAGAACCUAUAUAAGAAAUAUGUGUUCCUCGAUCCUCUGGCCGGAGCCGUGACAAAAACACACAGAACACUAGAGACGGAGAAAGAAGAGAAGCCGUUUGAUGCGCCGUUGUCCAUCACAAAGAGGGAACAGUUGGAUAGACAGACGGCAGAGUCUUAUUUCUAUGUGCCAGACCUGGGUCAGGUGCCCGAAAUAGAUGUGCCAUCUUACCUGCCUGACCUUCCAGGCAUCGCAGACGACCUCUCCUACAGCGCAGACCUCGGACCCGGCUUUGCCCCAUCAGGACCCACACACAUUAUCCCUGAUCUGCCCACUUUCGCAGAGGAGAGCGAUGCACAUGCCUCUCAGCUCCAACCCAUGGUUCCACCUCCUCCACCACCUCCCCCCCCUCCUCCCGAGCCUGCCCUCGCUCCUGCCAUUCCUGCAGGACCACCUCCUCCUCCUCCCCCUCGGCCUCCCCCACCUCCCCUUGACAGCCCCACGCGGGUCCCUCAGGCGUCAAACUCAGGCCCCGUGUCUGAGCCGUCGGACGGCCGUGCCAAUCUCCUGGAGUCCAUCCGCAAUGCCGGCGGCAUCGGCAAGGCCCAGUUACGCAACGUCAAAGAGCGCAAGAUGGAGAAGAAGAAACAGAAGGAGCAAGAGCAAGCAGUGGGCGCUGCAUCUAGUAGUGGAGACUUUAUGUCUGAUCUCUUCAACAAACUCUCCAUGCGGAGGAAAGGCAUUUCUGGGAAGGAUCCAGCUGCUGGCGAGCCGGGCAAAACGCCAGCUGGUACUGGUGGUGCAUUUGCCAGGAUGUCUGAUGUCAUCCCACCGCUUCCUUCUCCUCAUGUGACAACAGACGACGAUGACUGGGAGGCAUAACCGUAGAAAUGAUAUGAUGAUGCUAAUGAGCGCAAUGAAGAGGAUGGAAGAGCUCAUUCCACGGUAAUGAAAAUAGGUUCCUCUUUUCAGGGGAUCAUUCAACAGUGAUAACAUACGUGUUAACAUGUUACACACUGGCCCUUACUCAGUCAACAGUUUUGCACAGUGAACAAACAUUCGUUAUAAGUCCUUUGGUUUGUCCCACCUGUUCAACAAAACAUCCCUAAAAAUCCAAUAAUCAACAUUUUUAUUGAUAAUGAUGUAUUGUACAAUAUUAAAUUAUACAAGUGUUAAGACUGAAUGCACUGAAACCAUUUUACUAACAUCUUGCAUAGUCCUUUUUUUGCAUUACAUAACAGAAUAAAAUGCAUUAAAUAUUUAACAUAUUCUUCAAGGCUAAAUUAGUUACAAGGAUGUCAUCGCUGUGUCUGAUGUCUUUGGAGAAGCUGCUUCAGUUAUUCAUUUAAAAAUAUCUGUUCCAGACUAAAUUCUAAGACAUUGCAGGACUGAUGUAUUGUUUCAAUCUGAUAAAAAACCUUUUGACAUCA